Molecule: messenger RNA, 1442 nt
Organism: Psylliodes chrysocephalus
Lineage: Eukaryota; Metazoa; Arthropoda; Insecta; Coleoptera; Chrysomelidae
Source: the annotation of a GenBank genome assembly
GUCAUUUGUCAUUAAUGUGAUGUGUUUUUGUUGAAUGUUAAAUGCAUAUAUGCAAAUUUCUUUUUAUUAUCUAAACAUUGUUUCCAUUCUAUUGUUUAAUCGCGUAAAUAUAUUAAAAUUCGUACAUUAAUUUAGUACACUCUGACAAAAUGGGAGAUAAUAACGAUGGAGAAAAGCAACCUCUUCUUGCAAACGAAAAUACCUCCUACAAUGGUGAUGUUUCUGGUCAGCAAACUACCGUCUCUCCUAUUGGACCAGAUGAACUUCCUCCACCAUUUUAUCAGCAAUCUGAAGGAGGCGGAGUUCCAAUGGUUACUUGCAGAGUAUGCCAAGCCAUGAUCGAUAUAUCAGGAAAAAGAGAUCAACAUGUUGUGAAAUGUACUCAAUGCAAUGAGGCAACACCAAUAAGAAACGCUCCGCCUGGUAAAAAGUACGUUCGUUGCCCUUGUAAUUGUUUGCUGAUAUGUAAGAGUUCGUCGCAAAGAAUUGCAUGUCCUAGACCGAAUUGUAAAAGGAUUAUAAAUUUGGCACCUAGUCCUGUUACUCCACCUGUUCCUACAAUGCCUGGAAUGUGCAGAGUCACGUGUGGUCAUUGUCAUGACACUUUUUUGUUUAACACUUUGAAUAACGCCCUAGCGAGAUGCCCCCAUUGUCGAAAAAUAUCAUCAGUAGGACCCGAUUACGCCCGAGGUAGAGCCAACAUCUUCCUCAUCCUCUCCGCUGUGUUACUCAUCGUCGCCGUCGGCGUCACGGCGGGCACUUUCUCGUACGCCAAACGGCAUAACGGCACGUACGUCGCGUACGUCGGCGCAUUUUUACUAGCAUUGAUUAUGUUCAUACGCAGCAUGUAUUAUUUCUUUAUGAAGGUGAGUAUCAUAGAAGGACCGAUGUAAUUUUUUUAUUUGGAUAUAAUAUUUGUUUUGUUCGAUGUCUGUCUCGCUAAAAUAAUCGUAAAAAUAAUAAAUUGGAUUUAUUUUUUUUUAUAGCCAACCGUUUAUAAAGCCAUGCAUUACCAUAGCGAUUUGUGGAAGUUAGAAUUAAAUUGUGCCGUUAAUAUUUAUCAAUAUUUAAUAGAAUUAAUAUUUUAUGCACGACCGGGCGAUAAAGUUCAGAUUAUAAAUAGGUUUAGCGGGCGUAAAGUGCCCCUUUAUCGCCCGCGGUUGAUAAAUGUUUUACGCCCUCAAUACAUAAAUAACUAUAGGUUGGUGCCCGAUCUGUUUUGAAAAGUAAGGACCAGGUGAAACAUGUAGUUAGGGUUGUAAUUAAAAGAAACAAAAACUUUUAAACGAGAGAUAUUGAGAAGGGUUGGAAUGGGGAUGCGGUUUAGGGGUUGAAAACGGUUCUUUUCGAUUUUGCGGCGAAACUAGAGCUCCUAGCAAAAAGUAUUAAAUAAGAAAGUUGUAGAUAAUAAAAAAAUAUAAAACUUUUGUACAUGACGUUUU